Parus major (Great Tit) is the source of this 3950-nucleotide messenger RNA. It is a transcript of the gene NUDT13, whose product is annotated as nudix hydrolase 13. Bases 1170 to 2183 code for a protein of 337 amino acids. The transcript has 10 exons. Lineage: Eukaryota; Metazoa; Chordata; Aves; Passeriformes; Paridae. The record is from RefSeq and is a predicted model, not a curated record. Gene Ontology annotation, molecular function: hydrolase activity; metal ion binding.
CCUGCUCAGACCAGCAGCAGAAGUGCAGGCUCUAAUCUCAUUUUCUCUGCCUCUCUUUCCCUGGCACACAGGCCAGGUGGACAAAUUUUGGGCUAAUCCAGCCCACGGGGGUUUCACCUGAAAAGGAGAGGCCCGAGCCCUGCCCUGGCUUUUAACCCUUCCUGUGACAAACAGCUGGCUGCUCUGGGCUAAGCCAGAUGGAGAGGCUGUCCCAAAACUUGAUAUCCCAAGUAUCUCCUCCAGCUGAUUCCCUCUAAAGCCAGCUCUUCUUGCAAGAUGUGUAUCUGGGGGCAGCUGGGGUCAAUAAAUCUGUUAAGUUUGUUUUCACAGCAGGGUGGAUACUUCCCUUAGAGAUUAUAUUUCAAUCCUUUAUCUUAUUAAGGGAAGAUGUGUUUUGUCCAUUAAUCCAAUUAGCCCGGUGGAUUAAUAAGGCUGGGCUUGCUCUGUUUCAGGAAGCAUAAAAAUAGAAGUCAAGCAUAAUUAAACCUAAACUUGUAAGUAACUCUGGUAACAAGAGUACUAUUUCCCUGGAUAUUCUGUUUAUUAUCUUUACGAGCUAUGCUCUCAAAUUUCAUGACGUGAAUUCUCGAUUAGAACAGCUCGAUUCAUGACCAAAGAGCAGCAGGCUGCCCUGAAAACAUUCACUUUUUGUGUGUUUAUAAAAUUCUCUUUGUGCUAAAUAUAGUCAGGUAGGCUCCAACCCAGGGUAAAGUUUUCAAUACCCGAGAGGAAUCUGUUUGCUUGCGAAGGAAUGAAAGCAGUUUGUCAUUAUUCUGACGUGCCCUGGCUCUCUGAUCAGAGCUGUUUGCUGACAAAUCCAGCUGUGGGUAUUUGGCUCAGCCUUUGGAUAAAUCCAGCUUUUGGCAUCUUUUCCUGCUGGAGGACUUAUGGUCCUUUCCUUUAAACAACGCUCCUGUGCUGUGGAUACAAAACCCAGAGAAGCUCGGAGUGGGGGAAACAAAAAGGAAAAGGAGAAAGGAGAGGGGAAGUAAGGAAGACCAGGAACAAACUCCGGGAGUGUAGCAGAACUACAAUUCCCAGCACUCCCGGGGAGGGAAGAGUGACUGGAGCCCAGCGGAGUCACUGCAGAGCCAGAGGUCACCCGAGAUCCCGGCGCAGCGAGCAGGGAAAACACAGCGCAGCAGAGACACCAGCUGUAGGUGUUGGUUAUGGCUGCAGCAUAUCAAGCACUGCACAGGAGAGUUUCCUCCCUCCUCUGCAGGUUGCACUCCACCUAUGUGAGAAAAAUGAGAUACUUAAAUCAGCUAAAGGAAGAUGACAGCCUUUGUAGACAAGCUCAGACCUCAGGAACUUUCUACCUCUUUCACAACCUCUCCCCCUUCCUGCAGAAAGCUGGGAAGAAAUAUUUGGUACCACAGCUCAGUGCAGCAGAGAUGAAAGGGAUUCUGGAGAAGUUCCAAGAGGCUGAGCAGUGGAUAGAGAAGUCGGUGCUGAUCGGCUGUUCGGACGAGCACAGACCGCGCUUUGCGCUGGAUUUAGGAGCCUUGGAUAAAUCAGUCAUUGAGUCAGAACUGCAGGGAUCAUUUACUGACCUACGAAAAGCUCUCUUUGUAGUGGACAGGGAGGAUUCUCCUUUGCUGGCUUCGGCCCACUCCCUUCUGCAGUGGCACGAGUCCCACCAGUACUGCAGCAAAACGGGGCAGCCCACUCAGAAGAACCCAGCUGGCAGCAAACGCGUCUGCCACGCCAGCGGAGUCACUUACUACCCACAGUCUGAGCUGCUUCUCUUGCUUUGGUGGGGCUCGUGCCAGAUGUCUCCAGUGGUCAUCGCCCUGGUGUCCGACGGGAGCCGGUGCCUCCUCGCGCGACAGCCCUCGUUUCCCCCGGGGAUGUUCACGGCUCUGUCAGGCUUCUGUGACGUGGGUGAAAACGUGGAGGAGGCAGUGCGGCGAGAGGUGGCCGAAGAGGUGGGGCUGGAGGUGGAGUCGCUCCGCUACUCGGCUUCCCAGCACUGGCCCUUCCCCGGCAGCUCCUUAAUGAUAGCCUGCCACGCCCUGGUGGGAGCCCAGCGGGCUGAGCUCCAGCUCCAGCCCAGAAACCUGGGAGCUGUUAGGGAUUCUUUCCCAUGGCAUGGCCCCACACAGCUGAUUCCCAGCCUGGAAGCACAGCAGGCACCGACUCCUGCACCUGCCGGUUGUUUCUACCCCAUUUCCAGAGGCUGAGUUGUUACCGUGAGUUACUGCAAGAAUCCAAACCAAGGGAAGAGGUUUCCUUUUCUGAGGUGACUGAGGAGGGAUUGAGGGCACUGAGGAAGGAUGAGGAAGAUGAAAUUGACCUCACAUCACUCCCUGGCAAGGAGUUUUCCUAGGGGAAUAAAGAAAGCUGGCAAAAGAGAUUUCCACCUCAGGUCUGCCAGAACAGAUGCUCUUGAGUUCCAGUCUGAAGACAUAAAUGUCCAUGGGGAGGGCAGCUGCUUCUGCAGCCUUUGCAGCAUCCCAGGGGAUGCUGAGGUGGUGCAAAGGGUCUGCUCUGAGUCCCCCUGCUAGGGGAAACAAAAGCCAGUUUCUCGUUUGAGAGAGUGAGAGAAGCAGCUGCAGCAGGAGCUGUGUAAACAUUGCUUAAAAAUGCUUUUCCACCACUGCAACUACCACGUGCCUGGAGAUUCCUGUGCUGGAGCCUUGGAAAGGAGGGUCAGGGGGGCAGGUGAUCUUUCAUGGCAUCCACUUACAGCACAAGGACCCCAAAACCAGUUUAUUUGCAGGAGGAGUUGAGGGCUGCUGACUCCUGAGACUACUCCAUAAAACUCACCAGCAGGAAGAGUGGCAGCAGCCAAAGUGCCCAGGUGUUCAGGAGAGUUUUAAGAGGUUAAAGGUCUCUGUGUCCCCUGGGGUUAAUUUUGAUCUCAUAGAUGGAAGAUGAAAGAUCCAUUAUGUGUUUUCAUGCUUGAAGCACACCCAUCAACAACUCCACUGCUCAGAACUGGGGCUGCCAGGGGUCAAGCCACAAACAAGAAAACCACGGGCUUGGGAAGGGUCAGGAGUGCUGGGAUGAGUGGGGCUGAACAAAAGGCAGGUGCUGAGGUGAGCAAAGUGAAUAAAUUGUGUUGGAAUGUGAUGCCAGUUAAACAGCUUCAGAAUAUACUUGGAUAGAAAUCUGCUGAAAGGGAACCACACCACCCUUGUCUUCCCUAAUUAAUUCCAUCAGGCUUCCUUCACUAAAAAUACUCUCAAAAUUAAAAGCAGAGAUGCCUCGUGUGUCACUUCAAAGCAGAGGAAGAGGCAAUGCUUAUUCUUCCAUGGCAAACUCUGCUGUGAGCACUUCCAGAGCCUUGAAGGUCUCCAGUGUGAAGCUGCUGAACAAAUGUCAGUGGUUGGAAUGAGCACAGCCCCAGAGAAAUCCCAGUCCCACUGAUGGAAAAGUGAGAUUAUCCAAGCAGCAAGGUCAGCUGGAGUGUUUCCAAAAGAGCAGCUUUGUGCUGAACCUCAGCUCAGUCUUUUUCUUCACUCACUGCAAGAAUUCCCCAAUCUAUUUUGACCUUUUGUAUAGCACAGGCCACACAACAGUUGAAUGUGAUCAUGUUUUAAACUCAGGUCUCUCUUAAAGUAUCUAAACUUGAUCUAACUGCUCAUCAGUGGAGAAUUUUAUGUGGUUUCAGUGUUAAUUACCUUCUGUGCUCAAACAUAAACCCUUUCCAAGGUUCAAGUACCUGUUUUCCACCUCUAACUGCUCAUUGUCUGUAUUCAAAAGCUCCCAUUAAUGUCAUUUUUCCACCACAGGUUUGUCUGAGUCUGCAGCUCACCUCACCUCUCAGCAGUCCAAAUUCCUUGAACUCUAGCAGAACCUUCUAUACACCUCCCAGCUCUUGCUGUCCAUCUCUAAUCCAACCUGCCAGUACUCUUGAACUGUUGACAAAGUAAAUUAUACAAUAUCAAUGGAGGACAACUGAUUAAUUGCUGCAUUAAAAAAAAAAAAAAAAAAAAAAAACUUAG